Chara braunii is the source of this 3406-nucleotide messenger RNA. NCBI's taxonomy places the organism in Eukaryota, Viridiplantae, Streptophyta, Charophyceae, Charales, Characeae. The record is from the annotation of a GenBank genome assembly.
CGGUGCUCAUCGUCUUUUGGUUUUCUCUACUCUUAGGGGCUGCGAAGGGUAAUGGCGCCAACCGGGGACCAGACGGCUGAGAUGGCAUUGGCCGCGGGGAACGAGCGCGGGGAGGCUCGGGAGGGCGGCGGCGGCAUUGAUCGGGGGAAGGUGGGGGAUCGGCCGCGGGAGGCUAUGGAGACGAGCGGCGGAAGCGAUGGCGGUUCGAACUCAGAGUCGGAUCCAGAUUCAGACUCAUCAGACUCCGAUGGGGAUCUCGACAACGAAUCUGAAGUGCAGCAUCUGCAGUCCGUGCUUGCUGCCAACCCAUCCGAUUACAACGCGCAUAUGCAAUACAUCGGGGCGCUGCGGAGGCGGGGUAUGCUUGAGAGGCUGCGCGCCGCUCGCGAGGGUAUGAACGCAAUUUACCCUCUGACAGCAGAUAUGUGGCGGGAGUGGGCACAGGAUGAGGCGCGGAUUGUGACAGACGAGAAGAGCUACAAGAUGGUCGAGCAGCUGUACGAGCGCGCGGUCCAAGAUUACCUGUCGGUAUCCCUAUGGAACGAUUACUUGCAGUUCGUGGAGGAGAAGAAUGCUGCUGCCGCUGCCUGCCUUCCGGACGGGAUCCCUAUCAUGCGUAAUCUGUUCGAAAAGGCGAUCACUGCGGCCGGGCUCCACCUGACCGAAGGAGGCAAGCUAUGGUCGGCUUAUCGUCAAUACGAGGCCAAAGUUCUGAAGGCUAUGGCUAUGGCUAUGGCUGAUAAAGGUCCAGAAGAAUGCGCCAAACAGGCCGAGAGAGUGCGGAGCUUGUUCCACCGUCAGCUUUCCGUUCCGUUAGCAGAUCACGCCGAUACGCUGAGCCAAUACGUGGAAUGGGAGACGUCUUGGAGGAGAGAGAGUGUGGGUGGUCUUGGGAGCGGCGAUGAUGGGGUUGUGACGCUGAGUCCCAGCCUGGAAUCCGCCUACGCGAAGGCAGUGGCCAUGGUGAACGCUCGCCUUCCACUCGAGGAGCUGGUGGCACAGGGAAAGGCAGUUGAUGGUGGGGACCACCUGGCCAGUUACUACGCGUACAUCGGGCUAGAGGAUCAAGGUGGGGAUCCCGCCCGGGUCCAUCUGAUGUACGAGCGGGCUGUGAGCGCGUUCCCUCUCACUGCCGAGCUGUGGGAGAAGUAUGCAUUGUUUGUCGACACGGUGUUGAAAAUCCCCUCCCUCGCGCGGGCGGUUCACGCACGGGCCGUGCGAAAUAUGCCCUGGGUUGGGCUCUUUUGGGUUAAUUACAUGUUAGCCCUCGAGAGAGGGCAUGGGGAGGAGUCGGAGAUCUGUCAGGUGUUUGAACAGGCAUUGCAAAGCGGAUUGCAAACGGCAGAGGAGUAUCUGGAUCUAUUUUUAGCACGAGUAGACGGAUUGAGGAGGAGGAUGGUUCAGGAAGGAGAGGGGGGAGGAGGAGAGGGGCAGCAGAAAGGGUAUGCGUUGGAGAAGCUGCGUGAGACAUUCAAGCGUGCGGUCAAUUACAUGUCCGAUUACGAUCCCAACGGAGUGAUAAGGCUGUACACGUACUGGGCGGACAUCGAAGCACGCGUGGGGAAGGAUGACCUGGCAAGGGCAAGAGCUGUCUGGGAUGGCUGCGUUUACGGGAGCUCUUUAGCGGAGGCAUGGCUAGGGUACAUUCAAAUGGAAAAGGCACUGGGCAAGAUCAAGGAGUGCCGCUCGCUUUACCGCCGCUGCUACAGCCGCAAGUUCGACGGCAACGGCGCGGAGGUGGUAUGUGAUUCCUGGCUGCGAUUUGAGAGGGAGCACGGGUCGCUAGAGGAUUACGACAGCGCUUUUCAGAAGGUUAGGCCGAGGUUAGUGGAGAUCAGGGCGCUGAGGUGGCAGCAGCAGGUGACGACUGCUGUCGAGCCUGAUCAGACAUCUGGCGGGAAGAGCCAGUUAGACCGGAAGGGAGCUGCUGCUGUGAAGGCAGGUGCUGUAAAGGGAGGUGUAAAGGGAGGCAGGGGGGUAACAGCAGCAGCAGGAGCAGGAGUAGUAGGAGGAGGAGGGGAAAAGCGAAAGACAGGGCCGGGAGGUAGUGGGGGAGGAGAGGCUGCAGGCAGCAGCUUGAAGAAGCAGAAAAUGGAGAGUGAAGGAGGGGGGGUUGCUGGUGCGAGUGAUAAAGGGGGUUUGACGGGGGGUUUGACGGAUGGACAAGGAGCACGCAGGGGUGAAGAAGGCAAGGAAGAAGGGGAGGAGAAGAAGAAGAAGACGAAGAAGCAGGAGGAAGAGGGGGGGAUGGACCAGGAUGGAGAGGAUCGUGGAGCGUCCGCCACCCACGUGGCUACCCGACGGGCGUACAGUGAUCAAUGCACGGCCUUUGUGUCCAAUUUGUCACAAGACGCGACUGAAAAAGACCUGCAGGAGUUGUUUGAACCCUGUGGUGGUGUGGAAGACAUAAGAUUGGUGAGGGAUAGGUGGACAGGUAGGUCGAAAUGUUUCGCAUAUGUGGAGUUCAGCGACGCGAAGGGACUGGAGGCGGCGAUCGCUUUGAAUAAGACGAAGCUUCUGGGGAGGGCGGUCAGCGUGGCGCGCUCUGCGCCUCCUACGGACAGAGGAGGGAGAGGUAGAGGACGACAGGGUUUCGCAGGGGGGGGGGCGGCGCUAAACCCUCAACGAGGGAGGGGAAGGGGAAGGGGUAGAGGAGGGGGAGGAGGUGAGCCUGCGGAGCUCCUCCAAACUGCUGCGGACGAAGGUUCGACACCGACGAGUGCGGAGAGGCAACAGCGGGAAAUGAGGCCGCCGGUACUUUUGAGUAGCCACAGAAGAGCGGGCCACGUAGAUCUGACUGGUAGAAGCUCUGCUACAAUCUUUGGCGUGCCGCGUUCUGUAGCAGUCGCUGGAAGAGGAGGAGGAGGAGGAGGAAGAGGAGGAGGAGGANUUAUGGCAAAGAAUAGGUGGGAGGAAGAGGAGGAGGAGGAAGAGGAGGAGGAGGAGGAGGAGGAGGAGGAGGAGGAGGAAGUGCUGGCCAAGGAGACAAAGUGUCUUCUCAAGAGAAAGAGAAUGGCGACGGGGAUCACAAAACUGUGGGGGGGGGGAGGGACGACACCCCAAAAUCGAAUGAAGAUUUUCGGAAAAUGCUUCAAAAGACAUAAAUCAUAAAUUUUGUGUGCAUUUUGAAAGAUACCCCUUUUGUAUCUAAUUUGUCAAGCUUUCUCCUAGACUCACCCAUCAUUUGUAUCUCCUCAUAAAUUUUAUGUGCAUUUUGAAAUAUCCCUUCCUUUGCCUGCGACUCAUGGAGGGUGGCAUUCGGCAGCAGUUUCCUUCUUGGAGGGCAGUAGUGCAAGUUGGGUGCGUUUGCUGUUUCGUUCUUGGAAGAGGAGGAGGAGGAGGAGAGAGGAUAAGGGUGGUGUGAUGAAAGGCGGGUGAUGAUCUCCGACUCGUGAGUCUCGGAAUC